GUAGUGCGUCAUCGAGGGUGCUUUGGCGAAUUUGGCAGACGAAAGAAAGUGAACCUGAGCUAGGUCAACUGAGAGUGGACUCUUUUGAUCUCCUUUUCUAUGAAAGAGAUACCUCAGGAUGAGUCGCAUUCAUGAGCCUACACUAAUUGAUUAGUAUUCACACCACCCCAGCCCGCAAAGCAUUGAAGAAGUGCUACACUGAUGCCGUCGCAAAUCUCUAUCGGCGAUGCUUUGGCUUUAAAGCCAGCUUCCAAGAGGAAAGCUGCUGCUAACAACGACUCUAAAGAUGCUACUAAACCCAAGAGACCAAGGGUUGGGAAUGGCACCUCUGAUCCGUUGCGCGCACCUCAUCCCUUUACAGAAGAAGCUGAAGAGAAUGGCAUCGUACUUCGCAAAUAUUACCCACACGAAAUGAGCAAUGCACGAGCACAAGCGUACAGCAAUAAUGAAAUUCCCCGGCCUAUGGAACAACUCACCGCCGCCCUUGAGGCAACAAGCAAGGCGCGGAAUAAAGUAAAGGUAAAGGAUGCUGUUGUUCACUGGUUCAAGAUGGAUUUGCGAAUUGCCGAUAAUCGUGCACUUUGGGAAGCCAGUGAAAAAGCCCGGGAAGCUAAGGUCCCGUUGAUCUGCAUAUACAUCGUGAGCCCACAAGACUUUGAAGCACAUCUCACAUCACCAGCUCGCGUGGAUUUUAUGAUUCGAACAUUGCACGUAAUCAAAAAGGACCUAGCUGCUCUGGAUAUCCCAUUAUACGUCGAGGAAGUAGAAAAACGGAAAGAAAUACCCAGCCGAAUUAUCGACUUUAUGGAAGAAUGGGGUGCGAGUCAUCUCUUCGCCAACAUGGAAUAUGAGGUCGACGAGCUUCGCAGAGAGACUAAGAUGGUGCGGUUGUGUGCAGAGCGUGGGUUGUCUAUGGACAUCUUCCACGAUACCUGCGUCGUACCACCGGGGGCGUUGCACACGGGUACCGGAAAACAGUACGCCGUAUACACUCCUUGGUAUCGAGCUUGGGUUUCACAUGUACACGGAAACCCAGAACUCCUCAACACGUUUGAACCACCGUCGAGGAACCCGCCGGAUGCCCGCGACAAAGUGUCUGUACUAUUCGACUGCGAUAUACCCGACGUACCGGAAAACAAGAAAUUGUCCGACGAAGAUGCCAAACGACUUCGUUCACUCUGGCCAGAAGGCGAGCACGAAGCGAUGGACAGGGUAGAGAAGUUCUGUGAAGAAAGAAUUGGCCAAUAUACUGAACGGCGGAACAUCCCCGCCUCCGCAGGCACGGCGUCGAUAUCAGUGCAUCUUGCUGCGGGCACUCUUAGUGCAAGGACAGCUAUCCGGACCGCCAGAGCUCGGAACAAGACCAAAAAGCUUGAUGCCGGGAUUCAAGGUAUCCAGACUUGGAUUAGCGAGGUAGCAUGGAGGGAUUUCUAUAAACAUGUUUUGGUUAACUGGCCGUACAUCUGCAUGAACAAGCCCUUCAAGCCCGAAUAUUCAAACAUCGAAUGGUCUUACAAUGCUUCACACUUCGCAGCUUGGUGCGAAGGGCGCACCGGCUUUCCGAUCGUAGAUGCUGCCAUGCGACAAAUCAAGAGCAUGGGCUACAUGCAUAAUCGCUGCCGCAUGAUCGUCGCCUCAUUUCUAGCCAAAGACCUGCUGAUCGACUGGCGAAUGGGGGAACGCUUCUUCAUGGAACAUUUAAUCGACGGUGAUUUUGCCUCGAACAACGGUGGUUGGGGAUUUAGCAGCUCCGUGGGCGUAGACCCGCAGCCAUACUUCCGUAUCUUCAACCCGCUGCUCCAGAGCGAGAAGUUCGAUCCCGACGGCGAUUAUAUCCGCAAAUGGAUUCCCGAGCUCGCCGAGAUCAAAGGCAAGGCCAUCCAUGACCCUUAUGGGAGAGGAGCAGCUGCGCAAGCAAAGAAGGCAGGCUAUCCCAAGCCUAUUGUGGAUCAUAAGGCGAGUCGUGAUAGGGCACUGAGUGCGUAUAAGGCCGGCAUUGGACGUGAUACUGCUUGAUGGAAAUUUGGUGACUUGCGGAUAGGCUACUGUAGCCUUCGUGAUUUCGCAUUGUUUGGAUACUUAGCAAGAGCGGUCCGGUAUUUUACACAGGUGUACUGGCGUUCUUUUUAGAUCGUGUGUAUCAUAAUUCGUCGUGUUUCCACUUCCUCGAUAUAUGGAUGGGCACAUCUCGGAUGGGUGUAAGCUCAUGGGCAUAUGUCACAACCACAUGAUUCAAACAUUCCUUUAAUCGCUAGCUUGUGUAUUUGACAAGGAUAGUAACCCGGGUAAGAUGAUGGGUUUGAUGCACCUCCUGACAUUCUGAGUGAUUGCAACUUGAGUAACUCUAGUUGCAACCAAUAAUACUCUUCCACCACCAACAACGUAUGGCCCUAGAUAUUAAGAUCCUAAUACUUAUUAACCAAAUCUUACCGUAAAUUCAAAUUUUGCUGGUGAAGCUCGCUAGAUAACGUCUGAGAACAUUAGCUAUGGAUCUGGGGGUUGAGAGCAAUGCCAGCGUCAGCGCCAAGUGGAUCAGCGCUCUCUGCUGCCUGACCUUGCUGAACCUCGGCAUGUUCUCACUACACUCACUUACCUUUCGGUGUAGAUGAUCUAACCCCGGUCUCGACUAACUUGCAGGCCAGAAUCAUGCAGUCACUGAUCUCCUCAGCCUCAAGUUUGUAUU
Molecule: messenger RNA, 2683 nt
Organism: Xylaria bambusicola
Lineage: Eukaryota; Fungi; Ascomycota; Sordariomycetes; Xylariales; Xylariaceae
Product: deoxyribodipyrimidine photo-lyase
Exons: 2
Coding region: 202-2016 (604 amino acids)
Biological process (GO): entrainment of circadian clock by photoperiod; circadian regulation of gene expression
Cellular component (GO): cytoplasm; nucleus
Molecular function (GO): DNA binding; FAD binding
Source: RefSeq, a predicted model, not a curated record